AGUUGUACAAAUGUAGUUGCUAUAAUUUAGUUGUACAAAUGUAGUUGGUUGGUUAGCAAAUUUCUAGUGUUAUAAAAGCAUAGUUUAGCAUAAAACUUUGGUGAUUUUUACUUUCAUUUAUCGUUUUGUUAGUUACUUUUGGCGAUUAGUGUAACAUUUUUCCAUGGUCAAUGUAUCUACCAAGUUCACUCCUUCAUCUUACCCUCUUAUCACCUCCCAUUUCCUCAAAACUUGUAUGCUUUAGUGCUCACAACCAUGAUUCCCAAUCUCCUUUGCCAAGACUUGUUAGUCAAGGCUGUAAGCUGGUAGGAUGUGGUUCAGCUGUGCCAACUCUUGAGAUUACUAAUGACGAGCUUGCAAAAAUAGUUGAUACUUCUGAUGAAUGGAUAAAUGUUCGCACCGGGAUUCGUAAACGCCGAGUUCUUUCAGGUGGAGAAAACUUGACCACUUUAUCAGUAGAGGCAGCAAGGAAAGCUCUUGAGAUGGCAAAAGUUGAUCCAGGUGAUGUUGACCUAAUCUUGGUGUGUUCAUCUACUUCGGACGAUCUUUUCGGCACUGGUCCUCAGAUUUCAAAACAGCUCGGCUGCAAAAAAAAUCCAGCAGCUUAUAACAUUACAGCUGCAUGUAGUGGAUUUAUCUUGGGUUUAAUAUCAGCUGCUAGUCACAUUAGGGGAGCAGGAUUUCAAAAUGUUCUUGUAAUUGGAACUGAUGCUGUUUCGAGAUAUGUCGAUUGGACCGACAGAAGUUCAUGUAUUCUGUUUGGAGAUGCUGCUGGUGCUGUUCUAGUACAGGCUUGCAACUGCAAGGAAGAUAGUUUAUUUAGUUUUGAUUUGAAUAGUGAUGGUGAUGGAUAUGUGCAUCUGAAUGCAGCAUAUAAAGAAGAAGGGACUAAUAAUGCACCAGACUCAAUUAAGGGUGAGUUGGACUUUCCUCCUAAGAAGUGUUCAUAUUCAUGCAUACAUAUGAAUGGCAAAGUAGUGUUUAAAUUUGCUAUACAGAAUGUGCCAAAGUCAAUUGAGUCAGCACUUCAAAAGGCUGGUCUAUCUGCAUCCAGCAUUGAUUGGUUACUUCUCCAUCAGGCAAACCAAAGAAUUAUUGGUGUAGUGGCAAACAAAUUAGAAUUCCCUCCAGAAAAAGUGAUAUCAAAUGUGGCUGAUUAUGGUAAUACAAGUGCAGCUUCCAUUCCAUUGGCUUUAGAUGAAUCAGUUAGAAGUGGAAAGAUUAAGGAAGGACAAAUUAUUGCUGCUAGUGGCUUUGGUGCUGGUCUUACUUGGGGAUCAGCUAUUUUUCAAUGGGGAUAAAAGUAUUUGAUAUUGACAAUAUCCUUAUGUUUUCUAGUGAUAUACUGCAUGAUUUUUAUUUUUACUUUUCUAGAAUAAUUAAGAUUUUUUUUUUUUUUUACUGGAUUAUAGAAUAAUUGAUGGGUGAUUUCUUUUUUGGUUUCUA
Molecule: messenger RNA, 1446 nt
Organism: Medicago truncatula (barrel medic)
Lineage: Eukaryota; Viridiplantae; Streptophyta; Magnoliopsida; Fabales; Fabaceae
Product: 3-oxoacyl-[acyl-carrier-protein] synthase III, chloroplastic
Exons: 8
Coding region: 171-1301 (376 amino acids)
Biological process (GO): fatty acid biosynthetic process
Cellular component (GO): chloroplast
Molecular function (GO): 3-oxoacyl-[acyl-carrier-protein] synthase activity
Source: RefSeq, a predicted model, not a curated record